GCACAGCAACGGAGCGAGCCUCCGCGUACGGAGAUGCUUGGCCCCGCUGUCGACCUGCUUCUUCUGCUCCAAUUUUCCCCCUUCUCUAAAGUUCCGUCCGGGACAUUGUCCGUCUUCUGUCUUAAGGCGAUCAGGUGAAGCUUAUAUCCAGACGAGGGAGGAUAUAAAAUUUUGCUUUAGAUCGUAAUCCAGUUUAUUCAUAAUACCUACUAUACGGACUAGUACCGCCUUGAUUGGCGUGUAUUGGCUGCCGAAAUGCAUAUCCGAGAUGUCCUGGCCGACGCUGAGAGGACGGGUAACCCGUCCUUCUCGUUCGAGUACUUCCCUCCGAAGACCGCCCAGGGUGUGCAGAACCUCUACGACCGAAUGGAGCGCAUGUACCACUUCGGCCCCAAGUUCAUCGACAUCACCUGGGGCGCCGGCGGCCGCAUCGCCGAGCUGACGUGCGAGAUGGUCUCCCAGGCUCAGACCUACUUCGGCCUCGAGACUUGCAUGCACCUCACAUGCACCGAUAUGGGAGAAGCCAAAGUCAGCCAAGCUCUGCAAAAGGCAUACAAGGCCGGCUGCACCAACAUCCUUGCCCUCAGAGGAGACCCGCCGCGGGAGAAGGAGAAAUGGGUCGCAACAGAGGGCGGCUUCCAGUAUGCGAGGGAUCUAGUAUCCCACAUCCGCAACUCCUACGGGGACCACUUCGACAUUGGCGUUGCCGGCUAUCCCGAAGGGUGCGAUGACAAUAAGGAUGAAGACGAGCUCCUAGACCACCUCAAGGAGAAGGUCGACAUGGGCGCAACGUUCAUUGUGACCCAGAUGUUCUACGACGUUGACAACUUCCUGCGCUGGGUGGACAAAGUGCGCGCCAGGGGCAUCACCAUCCCCAUUCUGCCCGGGAUUAUGCCAAUCGCCACCUACGCGAGCUUCCUCCGCCGUGCCAACCACAUGCAGUGUAACAUUCCCGAGGAGUGGAUGACCAGGCUUGAGCCGGUCAAGAACGACGAUGUUGCUGUCCGGGAAAUUGGGAAGACGCUUGUGGCGGACAUGUGCCGCAAGAUUCUCGCCGCCGGUAUCCGCCACCUGCACUUCUACACCAUGAACCUGGCCCAGGCGACGCGCAUGGUUCUGGAGGAGCUGGACUGGCUGCCGUCGCCGACGCGGCCCCUCAAGCAACCUCUCCCUUGGAAGCAGUCCCUCGGCCUCGGCCGCCGGGAGGAGGAUGUCCGCCCCAUCUUCUGGCGCAACCGGAACAAGUCCUAUGUCUCCCGGACCCAGGAAUGGGACGAAUUCCCCAACGGCCGCUGGGGCGACUCUAGGUCGCCCGCUUUCGGCGAACUGGACGCCUACGGUAUUGGCCUGCCGGGCACAAACGAACAGAAUCGGAAGAAGUGGGGCGAACCCACGUCGAUCAGGGAUAUCGCAGACUUAUUUGUACGGUAUCUCGAAAAGGAAGUCGAAUCUCUCCCAUGGAGCGAGGCGCCCCUUACCAGUGAGGCCGACUCAAUCAAGGAUGACUUGAUCGACCUGAACAGGCGGGGUCUUCUCACUGUAAAUUCGCAGCCCGCAGUGAACGGCGUGAAAUCAUCUCACCCAGUCCACGGCUGGGGUCCCCCGAACGGCUAUGUAUAUCAGAAGGCAUAUCUGGAACUGCUAGUCCACCCGGAUAUCUUCUCGGAGAUGAUCCGCCGGAUCGAACAGCACCCAGACCUGACGUACUACGCCGUCGGCAAGGCCGGCAACCUCAAGUCCAACGCCCCCUACGAAGCGCCCAAUGCCGUCACCUGGGGCGUCUUCCCGGGCAAGGAAAUUGUCCAGCCAACUAUAGUCGAGAGCAUCAGUUUCCUGGCCUGGAAGGACGAGGCAUUCCAGCUUGGGAUGGACUGGGGCCGGUGCUAUAAUGCCAACACCCCAAGUCGGCUUCUGAUCGAGAACAUGAUGGAGACAUGGUACCUGGUGAACAUCGUGAACAACGAUUUCCACCAACUACGUACCUUGUUCGAAGUCUUCGAGGGUCUUGCGGUCAACAACCUCGACGAAGCCCCCAAGGUCGCGGCUAAGCCAGAGCCAGUCGCGAACGGGAACACGAACGGAGAUGCUGCUUAAACCACGCCAGUAAUCCCUUCCCUCUUUUCAACAUCCGGCAGCCGCCGACAUCUUUUUUCAACAUUAAAGUAAUUUGACCAACAAGCGAAACACACACAAACACGA
Phialemonium atrogriseum is the source of this 2199-nucleotide messenger RNA. RefSeq names its product methylenetetrahydrofolate reduct. The record is from RefSeq and is a predicted model, not a curated record. Lineage: Eukaryota; Fungi; Ascomycota; Sordariomycetes; Cephalothecales; Cephalothecaceae. The transcript is spliced from 3 exons. Bases 256 to 2094 code for a protein of 612 amino acids. Gene Ontology annotation, cellular component: cytosol. Gene Ontology annotation, biological process: tetrahydrofolate interconversion. Gene Ontology annotation, molecular function: FAD binding; methylenetetrahydrofolate reductase [NAD(P)H] activity.